AUGUAUCUCCGUUACAAGCCGCUACCUAUGCCGUCAUAUAGACAUCGUUCAAAUGUCAAACUGAAGUCAAUUCGGCAUUGUUCUGAAGCAUUACAAAUGGAAGUAUUGAUGAUGCGCGAAAGAAUUCUUGGUCAAAGAAAUCCACAAUUAGUUUAUCCACUGAAACAUUUCGGUCGAAUUUAUGCUAAACAAAAAUGGUAUACAAAAUCAUCACAUGCAUUAAAUAUAAGUGAACACGAUGAUAAUGAGGAUGAUAUUUUACUCGUUUUGGCUGGGAUUUUCUUUGAAAUUAUUAAUCAUGAAGAAUGUUUUCCAUUUCAAGUAUUACAUAAUGUAAUGCUGAGUGCAUCUAAAGCCUUAAAACGAGUUAUAUCUCAAGCGAAAAUCGAUAAAAACUUACCUACAAUGUUAUAUUUAGUGGUAAUCGCAUCACAAGUAUUAAAUCAAAUAAAGGACGAUGUCAUCGUACAAAAACAGUUCGAUUCAUUGAUUUAUACUUUCAAUCGAAUGAAUAUUCACACAUCUAAUGGUGAUACUCUUGUACAUUUGGCUAUAAAUGCACAUACAAAAAUGGAUAAUCAUAAUGUGAUACUCUAUUACAAAUUUCCGUCAUUGUCCGCAGUUCAAUUACUAACCGAUUGUGGUGGUUUAAAUGUCAAUGUGUUGAAUGUUAAUCGAAAUAUACCAUUACAUCUUAUUGCUAGUUAUUAUAGAUCCAUAGUUCCAAAUAAAGAUAUUCUUAUAAUUAAAGGAAUUAUGCAGAAACCGAAUGAAGCCAAUUGUCAUUGGGAUAUCGCUAACCGAUACAAUCAGAUACCUUUACAAUGUACAAGAUUACGGACAAUAGAACUAUUUAUAAAAGAUGUGAUGAAAUUCAGUCUCAAAUGCUUAGUGGCUAGGCACAUUAGAAACCCAAAAUUGAAACGUUACGAAUAUCUAUCAGAAAGACUGUGUGAUUUUAUGAUUUUUACUCAUGCCGGCUACUUCCAAAAAAAGUAA
Messenger RNA from Didymodactylos carnosus, 999 nucleotides. The record is from the annotation of a GenBank genome assembly. Lineage: Eukaryota; Metazoa; Rotifera; Eurotatoria; Philodinida; Philodinidae.